ACAGAGCUCAGGACAGGGCUGAGGAACCAUGUCUCCAUCCCCGACCGCCCUCUUCUGUCUUGGGCUGUGUCUGGGGCGUGUGCCAGCGCAGAGUGGACCGCUCCCCAAGCCCUCCCUCCAGGCUCUGCCCAGCUCCCUGGUGCCCCUGGAGAAGCCAGUGACCCUCCGGUGCCAGGGACCUCCGGGCGUGGACCUGUACCGCCUGGAGAAGCUGAGUUCCAGCAGGUACCAGGAUCAGGCAGUCCUCUUCAUCCCGGCCAUGAAGAGAAGUCUGGCUGGACGCUACCGCUGCUCCUACCAGAACGGAAGCCUCUGGUCCCUGCCCAGCGACCAGCUGGAGCUCGUUGCCACGGGAGUUUUUGCCAAACCCUCGCUCUCAGCCCAGCCCGGCCCGGCGGUGUCGUCAGGAGGGGACGUAACCCUACAGUGUCAGACUCGGUAUGGCUUUGACCAAUUUGCUCUGUACAAGGAAGGGGACCCUGCGCCCUACAAGAAUCCCGAGAGAUGGUACAGGGCUAGUUUUCCCAUCAUCACGGUGACCGCCGCCCACAGCGGAACCUACCGAUGCUACAGCUUCUCCAGCAGGGACCCAUACCUGUGGUCAGCCCCCAGCGACCCCCUGGAGCUUGUGGUCACAGGAACCUCUGUGACCCCCAGCCGGUUACCAACAGAACCACCUUCCCCGGUAGCAGAAUUCUCAGAAGCCACCGCUGAACUGACCGUCUCAUUCACAAACGAAGUCUUCACAACUGAGACUUCUAGGAGUAUCACCGCCAGUCCAAAGGAGUCAGACUCUCCAGCUGGUGAGUCCUGCCCGCCAGUACUACACCAAGGGCAACCUGGUCCGGAUAUGCCUCGGGGCUGUGAUCCUAAUAAUCCUGGCGGGGUUUCUGGCAGAGGACUGGCACAGCCGGAGGAAGCGCCUGCGGCACAGGGGCAGGGCUGUGCAGAGGCCGCUUCCGCCCCUCCCGCCCCUCCCGCUGACCCGGAAAUCAAACGGGGGUCAGGAUGGAGGCCGACAGGAUGUUCACAGCCGCGGGUUAUGUUCAUGACCGCUGAACCCCAGGCACGGUCGUAUCCAAGGGAGGGAUCAUGGCAUGGGAGGCGACUCAAAGACUGGCGUGUGUGGAGCGUGGAAGCAGGAGGGCAGAGGCUACAGCUGUGGAAACGAGGCCAUGCUGCCUCCUCCUGGUGUUCCAUCAGGGAGCCGUUCGGCCAGUGUCUGUCUGUCUGUCUGCCUCUCUGUCUGAGGGCACCCUCCAUUUGGGAUGGAAGGAAUCUGUGGAGACCCCAUCCUCCUCCCUGCACACUGUGGAUGACAUGGUACCCUGGCUGGACCACAUACUGGCCUCUUUCUUCAACCUCUCUAAUAUGGGCUCCAGACGGAUCUCUAAGGUUCCCAGCUCUCAGGGUUGACUCUGUUCCAUCCUCUGUGCAAAAUCCUCCCGUGCUUCCCUUUGGCCCUCUGUGCUCUUGUCUGGUUUUCCCCAGAAACUCUCACCCUCACUCCAUCUCCCACUGCGGUCUAACAAAUCUCCUUUCGUCUCUCAGAACGGGUCUUGCAGGCAGUUUGGGUAUGUCAUUCAUUUUCCUUAGUGUAAAACUAGCACGUUGCCCGCUUCCCUUCACAUUAGAAAACAAGAUCAGCCUGUGCAACAUGGUGAAACCUCAUCUCUACCAACAAAACAAAAAAACACAAAAAUUAGCCAGGUGUGGUGGUGCAUCCCUAUACUCCCAGCAACUCAGGGGGCUGAGGUGGGAGAAUGGCUUGAGCCUGGGAGGCAGAGGUUGCAGUGAGCUGAGAUCACACCACUGCACUCUAGCUCGGGUGACGAAGCCUGACUUUGUCUCAAAAAAUACAGGGAUGAAUAUGUCAAUUACCCUGAUUUGAUCAUAGCACGUUGUAUACAUGUACUGCAAUAUUGCUGUCCACCCCAUAAAUAUGUACAAUUCUGUAUACAUUUUUAAAAUCAUAAAAAUAAGAUAAUGCACCGUCUCCACCCCUCUCAUAUUUACUUUCUGAAGGAAAUGUUAGGUCUUCUCAAGGUAAAGUUCUAUAUUUAUUAUAGCGUUUAGGCAUUUCUUGACCAUCUAAUGAGUGUAAAACUGUACCACUGGGCCAAGUGCAGUGGAUCAUGUCUGUAAUCCUAGCACUGUGGGAGGCCAAGGCAGGAGGAUCGCUUGAGCCCAGGAGUUCAAGACCAGCCUGGGCAACAUAGUGAGACCCCAUCUCUACUUAAAAUAAAGAAGAUAAAAAUUGUUUUAAAA
This is a messenger RNA of Homo sapiens (human), 2268 nucleotides long. RefSeq names its product glycoprotein VI platelet (gene GP6). The coding region runs from base 29 to 1891 and encodes 620 amino acids. Gene Ontology annotation, molecular function: collagen receptor activity; collagen binding. Gene Ontology annotation, cellular component: cell surface; plasma membrane. The transcript is spliced from 8 exons. Lineage: Eukaryota; Metazoa; Chordata; Mammalia; Primates; Hominidae. The record is from RefSeq and is marked reviewed. Gene Ontology annotation, biological process: platelet aggregation; vasculature development.